AUGAUCUCGGUAUUGACAUUUGCGUGCAUCUACUUACUGGGCGGUCUAACAUCUGUACCUAUAAUACUCUAUGGAGCCUAUUACUAUUCCUCCAGCAGAAAACAAGGCAAACUUGCCUAUAUGACGCUAGACGAACAUUACCAUGAGAAACGGGGUUGGAUUAUGCUGUCAAACGAAUACCAAGACAAUCCCGAAACAAUUCCCUCUACCGGCCUAAUGGCUGGAAUCCAAUCAUAUAUCAAUAGUAACAGCAGCAGCAGUAGCCACAAUAGUAACAAAAAGGCGCGAGAACCUUUGUAUGCUGUCAUCAAACACAACACCAUGUUUGUGUUUAAUUCAGAACAAGAAGAGGAAUGUAGGUUAAUCAUUCCAGUUCAUGAUUACAACAUCAGCAUCUACCCUCCUCGAACCACCGAUGCAGGCAUCUUUGGCCGGACUUCUUCUAUCCUACUCGAACCCAAAAAACCUUCAAAUACAAAAAAGGGGUCGGAAGAAUAUAACCUACAACAUUCAUUGUAUCUAAAGUGCACCCGAGCAACCGACAAAGAAGAUUGGUACCUUGGCCUGAAAGCUGCUUCAACAUUAAUGGAUGAUGUAGACAGUGUGAAUCAGACAUCUGCGGAAAUGGUAAACAGUACCAUGUUCUCUUUGUCGGCUGCAGACCGAUGGAUGUCGAGUGUGAUGCGGCCUGAGGAAGAUGGUCAUACAGAUUGGCUGAAUGGAAUUCUCGGGCGGUUGUUCUUGGGUGUUUACCGUACGGACAAGGCGCGUGCUUACUUUGAGGCAAAGCUUGUCGAGAAGAUCAAGAAGAUGCGACGACCAGGAUUUGUAGAGCAAAUAAAGGUCAGGAGAGUGGAUCCUGGACAGAGUGUGCCUCGUCUUGUCAAACCUCGUCUGGUGUCUAUAACUCCUCAGGGUAUGUUGGUGGCAGAUGUUGAUAUUGAAUAUGAUGGCGGACUGUCAGUUGAGAUUGAGACAGACGUCAGUUGGUCGUAUUCCUCUCGUCGAAAGCCAAUUCGUCUUCAGCUGGUAUUGGCAGUUAAGCUCAAGACGUUUAGCGGAAAAUGCAUGUUCAAGAUCAAGCCCCCACCGUCGAAUCGAUGUUGGAUUGGGUUUUACGAGACACCUGAUAUGACAUGGGAAUUCACUUCUAUUGUGUCUGAGAAGCAGAUCAAAUUACAGAUGGUCAUGAAUGCUAUGGAAGCAAAGAUUCGGGAAAUAAUUACCGAUUCAAUGGUUCUGCCCAAUAUGGAGGACUUUAAAUAUAUGGAGACAGAUGGUCAAGGAGGUAUAUUUGGUACUCGUAUCGCAAGAGAUCCUGAGGUAGAUAACCAAGAUCGUCUUGAGGCAUACGCACUAUACCAGCUUGAAAAGGAAAAGGAAAAGAACAAGAAUGAGAAGGCCAAGAACGAUAAGAGCAAGAAUGACAAAAUCAAGGUUAAAGGAAAGCAAAAGGAAUCCAAAUCUACAACUACGGUUGGAGAACAGGACCCAUCGUCUGUUCAAGAAAGACCGUGUGUUUUGACAACUACAGCUACAACAACUACGGUAAAGAUUGGGCCGGACAGCCUAACUACAGAUUCAGGAUUAGAGCCACCACUGCGACGGGUGGAAUCAGAUACACUGCCUGCUCCGAAUAUGUUAACUUUUGAAAAGACAACACAUUCCGCACCUAAUUUAUUGUUGGAGAAUGAGCCUUUGAUUACAGACAAUGAAAGUAGCGUGUCGGAUUCAGUAGAAGAGACUGAGACAAUGAGCGACCGGCAAGAUUCCGAGUCUGUGUACAGUACAUCAUCCAAGCAAGCAAAGUCCAUUAUAUCGGCCAAGAACUCGUUGUUGUCCAAGAUUAGCCGCCGGAUAUCUGAUGCCAGAGAUAACCCGCCUUCAGAUCUUCCCAAAUCAUCGUUUUCGACUAAGAAAACCAUGUCACAACUGGCCACUAGUUUCUUGCACAAGGCCAAGCCAGAUCCUGAAACUACAGCGAUAUUUACUGAACGUAUAGCUGGUUUCAGACGACGCUCUGGAAGUCUUGGGACUCAUUCUCCGUCAUUGACACUUUCUCGGGAAGACAAUCAAUCGACCUCGAUCAAAAUCAUAAGCACUCCUCCACCAAAACCAUCUCGGACACCCCAACUUUCUCGAUCCCUCUCCACUACCCAGUCAAAGCCACCUCUCCCACCACGCCACGCAGUUCCAUCAAGCACCGAUCUAUCGUCAGUUCAGCAACCAGAGGAACAGCCACAGGAACAACCAGAGGAAAAACCAUCGCAACCACCCCUUCCCCCGCGUUUAUCUGUUCCACCACCCAUUCCAGCCCGUUCUAUAGCUCACGAUUCUUAGCUUAAAAAAAAGAGAUACUAAUAAUAAUAAUACUGACGACGACGACGAUGAUGAUGAUGAUGAAAGAAAGCUAGGACUAUAUAUAUCUAUCUAUAUAUAAAUCAUUCAGUACUCCUUGAGUUGAACGUUGAAAGGGUAGAUUUUCUUUUAUAAAAAGGGGAAAAAUAAAUAAAUAGAUGCUUGUAUUUUAUAAUC
This is a messenger RNA of Phycomyces blakesleeanus NRRL 1555(-), 2535 nucleotides long. RefSeq lists its product as hypothetical. The record is from RefSeq and is a predicted model, not a curated record. Gene Ontology annotation, molecular function: lipid binding. Gene Ontology annotation, biological process: phospholipid transport. Gene Ontology annotation, cellular component: ERMES complex; endoplasmic reticulum. Lineage: Eukaryota; Fungi; Mucoromycota; Mucoromycetes; Mucorales; Phycomycetaceae. The coding region runs from base 1 to 2340 and encodes 779 amino acids. The transcript has a single exon.